UUUCUCCGCAGUCUAUGGCCCGCAGUCACCUUCAACUUGGGCCGCUCCGUCUUCACCCGCAUCCACCGCGACUUCAACAACCUCGUCUGGUCAAUGUGCGCCAUAUACGCCCUCGGCGACUAUGACCCAAAGAAAGGCGGCCAUCUGAUCCUCUGGGAUUGGAAGCUGGUGGUCGAGUUUCCUCCAGGCUGCGCCAUCCUGAUUCCAUCUGCGGCGGUUGCACAUGGGAAUAUCGCGGUACGGCCUUGGGAGAUACGCAAGUCUUUCACGCAAUAUUGUCCUGGAGGUCUCAUGCGGUGGUUCCGUUACGGAUGUAGGACGGAGGAGAAUUUUGAAAAACAGGACUAUGCGGGGUGGAAAGCGAUGAAGGCAUCGGCAGAACAGCGGUGGGUGGAGGCUUGCUCCAUGUUUUCUACCAUCGCUGGUCUGCGAAAGGACAUUAUCGAGCACUUACGGUUUGCGGACGAAGGAGGAGCGGAGUCUGUGGAUGAGAAUCCGGGAAUCGCGAUGGUAUAG
Molecule: messenger RNA, 516 nt
Organism: Stereum hirsutum FP-91666 SS1
Lineage: Eukaryota; Fungi; Basidiomycota; Agaricomycetes; Russulales; Stereaceae
Exons: 1
Source: RefSeq, a predicted model, not a curated record